Messenger RNA from Asparagus officinalis (garden asparagus), 1059 nucleotides. RefSeq lists its product as uncharacterized. The record is from RefSeq and is a predicted model, not a curated record. Lineage: Eukaryota; Viridiplantae; Streptophyta; Magnoliopsida; Asparagales; Asparagaceae. Gene Ontology annotation, molecular function: catalytic activity. The transcript has a single exon. Bases 1 to 1059 code for a protein of 352 amino acids.
AUGGUGAAGCAAUUCAUUUUCCAAUAUAAGCUUCCUUUUAUUGCUCUUCUAGAAACUAAAGUUGCUGGUAACAAAAUGCAUGAUAUUGCAAAAAAAGUGGCUAAAGAUUGGUGUUGGAUUUCAAAUUGUCAUCAAGCCAAUAAUGCUAGAAUAUGGAUUCUUUGGGAUAGUGAUUUUUUCUCAUUACAACUGCUUAGCUCCUCAAAUCAAUUCAUGACUUGCGCUGUUAAGUCAAAGGAUUACAGGCUAUCAUGCACUAUUGCUAUUGUCUAUGCUCUCAAUGACAAUUCUGGUAGGAAGGCUCUUUGGCAUGACAUUCUGGCUUUCAAAAAUAAUGUGACUGGUCCUUGGAUUAUAGGAGGGGAUUUCAACACUAUUAUCAAUAAUAGUGAGAAAAUAGGUGGUGUCCCAGUAUCUGAUUCUGAUACAGAAGAUUUCCUGGAUUUUACUUCUUCCAGCCAGCUUGCUCAUCAUAAGACAGCUAGGUGUUUCUUUACCUGGUGCAAUAGACAAGAGCUAGACUCUAGAAUAUGGUGCAUACUUGAUAGAGUCUUAGUUAAUGAAAUCUGGAUUCAAAAUUAUACCUCAAAUCAGGUUGAAUUCUUACCUCCAAGCUGCUCAGAUCACUCUCCAGGGUUGAUUAUUAUUGAAGAUGAGGAUUAUAUGGGAAAGAGGCCUUUUAAGUUCUUUAAGAUGUGGACAACUCAUCCAGAUUUUCUCUCUGCAGUGACUUCUAGUUGGGAAAAAACUGUUGUGGGCUAUAAUAUGUAUAAAUUUCAUACUAAACUCAAAAAUCUUAAAUCUGUUCUGAAGGAUCUAAACAAGAGGAAUUUCAUGAAUAUCAGUGAGCAAGUCUUGAGAGCUAAAAAUGACCUUAAGGAAGUCCAAAAGCAACUGAACAUAGAUCUUUUUAAUGCUGUGCUGAUUUCUAAGGAGAAAGAUUGUUUAAAUAAGUAUGUGAGACUGUUAGAUUGUGAAGCUUCUUUUUAUAGACAGAACCCUAACAUCAAAUGGGGAAUAUAUGGGGACAAAUGUACUCAAUUUUUCACUCUGUUAUGA